Mytilus californianus (California mussel) is the source of this 4004-nucleotide messenger RNA. RefSeq lists its product as uncharacterized. The record is from RefSeq and is a predicted model, not a curated record. The coding region runs from base 85 to 2130 and encodes 681 amino acids. NCBI's taxonomy places the organism in Eukaryota, Metazoa, Mollusca, Bivalvia, Mytilida, Mytilidae. The transcript is spliced from 2 exons.
UCCAAGAAGUAGUGACAUUUAAAUAGUGCAUCGAGUCAUGAACAGUCAAAUUAAUGUAUUUCGGACCUAAGUUUUGAGGGAAAUAUGUUACGAUCCAUAUCCACACACAAUUUCAUACAUUUUAUCAACCCACAAAGAUUAGAAUUUAAAGAUGGUACUACUUACAUAAUUGGUGGAAACUCGACUGGUAAAUCAGCCAUUUUUGAACUGAUACGUAGAAGUUUGUCAAAUGGUAUAAAUACAACGUCUUCCUCGUUCACUGUUGAUAUUAGUAUGGCAUAUACCGUCUGUCAUUUUCAAAUUCCAAAUGAGAUCAAGCCGCACUUUUCUUGCAAUCUAACUGAUAUCGUCUCUGGCCUAUUUGUGGAGAAAGUAGACAAAAGUGAUCAACCGAAACUUUAUUACUAUUAUAAAGUGUUAGUAAUUAUGAAAGAAUUAAAAGGCUUUGAAAUAUUAGUAACUAGAUUGGAAGGCUUGUAUUCAUGUGAUGCAGAUCAACUUCAUUCCCCAAUAUAUUUGUAUUAUAACAAUGAUAAAGCAUCAGAAUCUAUAAGAGAUGUAAUUAGAGAAGGCAACCAUGAUACCUAUCAUAAAAGUAUCCAGUCUCUUUUUGAUGAAAUAAAGCAAAAUGCUAUCUCCGAUGAAAGCAAUUGCAAUCAAGGAAAAGUUGACAAGAUAUUCAAGAGCCUUGAAGAUGGUUAUGUGAGCGUCCUGCCAAUGCGAUCCAUAGGUCCUUUACAGUGGACUAGAAGUGAAAAAAAUUGUCAUACAGAGAGAGAGCAGAACUAUACAAUCGCAUGUCAAAGAGCAGAAAUCAUAAAUAGUCUCCUAGACAGUGAUGAUACUGACACAAAUCUACUCUCAGACUAUCACAAGCUGCUAGUUGCUCCAUAUAGUUUUAAAAAAGAGGGACGCGAUGUUUUUAUGUAUAAUGACGACGGAGCAACCACAAUUAAAAAACCCCUCUUAAAAACUCCUGAGGGCAUAAUAGAGGCUGAACAGUUAAUUCUUCUGCUGUCUCAAAGCAACUUGUUCACAAUUACACUAGAAGAACCAGACAGAGGAAUGCACCCACAAAUGAUAACAAAAAUGCGAGACUGGGUUCUAAAGAAAGUGAAGAAUAAGACCGUUCUGGUUAUAUCCCACAACCCUACCAUUUUGGAUCAUGCAGUUCUUGACAGAACAUAUAUAUUCUCUAAAAGUAUCCAAAGAGGAAACAUUUCUCACUCUGUCCUGAAAUUCCCUGACGGAUAUAGGAAAUACGGAAGAAUCGAAGAAAUGAAGAAUCUUUUAUUUUGUGAACGCAUUUUAUUCGUAGAAGGAUUUACCGAUAAAAUCUUUAUUGAGGCAAUUUUCAAUGUCCUGAUAAAUGAAAUGAUCGACGAAAUUAUUGGUAAAAACAAGACAACCAAUGAUGAAGAGUUUAGAAAAUACAUAUCAACUAUCCAUGUCGCAGAACUUGUGGAUGGAAAAGGAAGUGGACCAACAAAAAUGAAAUUCUGUGAUAAAUUACAACGAGACUGUUGCAUAGUCUAUGAUUUCGACGCGGCUAAAAAGUCACCAAAGAAAGGAUCCGACACGAAAUUUACACUGAGAGUACAAUACAACGAAUUCGACGAGGAAUUCAAAGACAAUUCAGAUUUUAUAUCAAAUUCAGAUGCAGUCAAAAGAUUUACAUCCAAUUGUGACGAGGCAAGAACAUUUAUUUGGAUUGAGGGGGCAUUGGAAAAGGUAAUCAAUAAAGUUGCAAACGAAUUGUCUCCAGAAAUCAAGCAAAAUCUAGAAAUACCGAUUUCAAGAAAGAACUUCAAGACCUGGAAACAUAAUUUAGUUGAAAAGAGUGACAGCGACAUUGCUUCGUUAGCCAGGAAACUUCUAAAUUCAUCAGACGAUGUCGACAGGUUUUUAGUUUUUUUACAUAAGAUGAUGGAAAAUAAAAACUUUGCGAAAAUAAGAUCGGACAAAAGAAAACUGAGUUUGAAUAUUGACGAACGUGGAUCUAAAAGGAAGACUGUAUACCAACACACAUCAGAGGAUGUAGAAAUAAUUGAAGAUACAGAAAAAGAAUCAAGAACAGGAAUUUCUCAAGAUUUCAUGGAUUUUGAUUUAGAUGAUGUCGACCAUGUGUAAAAAUUUAAAUGUACUUAAAAUACUUCUUGAUUCACAUGACACGGCAGUUUUAAAUAUCUAGUAUUCGAACGUUGAAAGUUAAACUUGGAAAAAUCAGACACCUGCUGGGUUUUAAUACAGAAAUACGCGACGUUCAUUUUGAAAACAUUGCGGCCGGAGGUUUUAAGUAACUUGAAACACUAUUUCGCACCUUGAGACCUUUAAGUCGAAGCAUUUUAGAAGGAUAUUCUAAAACAUAGUUAAGAGAAUCGGUUCACCCCAAAACUCAAAGCAAAUCUGUUAAAGAUACGUUUCGUAGGUCUUCGAGUGUGAAACAUCCUAAGCACGUAAUUGUGGUCUUUCAAAAAUCUGGGGGAGGGGUUGCAAGCUUUCUUCAAUUGACAAGUCACGAAUAUAUUAAACAAAAUCGAGAAUCUUUCAACUCAUCCUGUUAAGCGAAGAAACAUAACGGAAUUGGUUCUUUUGUUUAACCAAUGAGGAGAAUAAUUCGCAUUACUUCAACAAAUAUGUGUUUUGGAAUGCCAUGAUAGAAUAAACAUAUUUGGUAUGCAUUAGUUUGAAUAUUUUACACUUUAAAAAUAUAAAUGUUUUCAGUAACUUUUCCAUUAUAAUUAAAGAAGAUGAUAUCUUUUAAAAAGAGUUAAACUUCCUUUAAACAGGACGUGUUUUAUUCUACUUUUGAAUUAUACUUAAUAUACUGUAAUCUAUAGCCAACCCGAAUGAAAGAUAUGUAAAGCGUAUGUCUUUGCAGUACAUCUAAUUGGACAAAAACAUACUGUGGAUUUAUUUAUAUAUUGACUGGGUUUAAAUUUACCGGUAUGUUGUGGGAUGUAGUAGUCACGUUGGUAGUCUUUUUUUUUAAUAUACUCUGAAUAUCAAGCUUUUACUUUGAGCCCUCCUUUCACAUCGAAGACAAACAUUUUAGAUGAAUUCCACUUGAUUGCACUUGUAACCGUAAGUUAUCUAACUAUAGGUCCAAUUUAACGACGUCUAAAAUACCAGGAAGGUCUCACUGUCAACUCAACAGACGUCGGCAGUCUAUGGCAAAAUAUUUUGAAUAUCUAAGAGAAUUGAAAGUGUAUGUUAUCGCGUUCUAUACUUAAAUAUUUUUUGAAAUGUUACUUGUGUAUUCGUGUUUUUUUGGAUGUCUUGGGUGGUCAUGUUUUGAAAAUAGUAUUUUGGAUUCUGAGUUAUUUUGAUAAAGAUUGAUAUUCUUAGAGAGAAUCUUUAUUUGUAAUAAAAUUAACGUUAAAGGGUUAUAUUUGAGUACGAUGAUAGAUUAUCUUGGCUGUAUUGAACCAAAUCUGUCGGAAUUUUGGAUCAUCAAUGCUCUUCAACUUUAUUUGGCCUUUUAACUCUUUUUUUCUAUUGUCACUUAAUAAUGUAUUUUGUUGACGAAACGCGCGUCUGGCGUACACAAUUAUAAGACCGGUAUCUUUGAUGAUACUUUCACAUCAAUAUUGACAUUUUAACAACACUGGACGUCAAGCAAGCAACAUCAAUCAAUAAUUUUGACAAGAGUAUUUUUUGUAAAAGUUGCAUGAUGGACUGUUGAUGUUAGUUUCAUUCGAAAUCAUGCGUUUUCUUGAAUUAUUUUAUUAUAAAUGGGUAAAAACGGUACUUUAAUUUGUAAAAUAUUUGGAAUAUUUUGCAAUGUCAAAUCUUGACCUUUGAUCUCGAUUCAAUAGCACCGUACGGAUUUUUAUCGAACGGACGAAACAGACAGUACAUAUAUAUAAGUCUUCGAAUAGCAUAUUACUCAGCCGCAAGUUAGAUAGGUGCAUUAAAUAUGUCAACUAAAACCCUUUUGAAAAGAUUUUUCUUUACUAGUAUCUUUGUUUUGACAUACAUUAUAAUAGGAAUACAUUGUAAAA